AUGGCCAAGCUAAGCCUUCUGUUGCAAAUCCUCAGCCUCUUGUCUCUCGUGGUGGCCUUCCCUGCAUACUCAGUACGCAGCUCCGGCCCAUCACAGCCUCUAGAUGACCCAUUCUAUAUCCCCCCAGAAGGCUUCGAGUCCAAAUCGCCUGGCACCAUCCUACGCUGCCGCGAGCCCCCAUCCCCAAUCGCUGCAUUCAGCGCCAUCAAGGCCAAUCUCGCCGGUUCCUAUCAAAUCCUGUACCGAACGACGGAUUCCUUUGGCAAGGCCACCGCCACGGUGUCGACUGUCCUGAUCCCCCAUAACGCAGACUUCUCCAAGCUCCUCUCCUACCAGGUGGCUGAGGACGCCGCUAACCCUAACUGUGCUCCAUCGUAUGCCUUCCAACUGCAUGCAGCUACCGACGGAAUCCUCGGUCUGGUUUUGCCGCAGGCUGAACUCCUCUUGAUCGCUGCAGCUCUCAACAAAGGAUGGAUAGUCACUGCGCCUGACCAUCUUGGUCCGAAGUCGGCAUUCCUCGCUAACAGUCUCUCCGGCCACGCCGUACUGGAUAACGUGCGCGCGGCGCUCUCCUCGUCGGACAUCACCAAUAUCUCUUCGGACGCCACCGUCGCAUUAUGGGGAUACUCGGGCGGUAGCCUGGCGAGUGGAUUUGCCGCGGAGCUACAGCCCAGCUAUGCGCCGGAAUUGAAAAUCGCAGGGGCCGCUAUUGGAGGCACAGUGCCCGAGAUCCUCCCUGUCAUUGACGCAGUUAAUAAGGGUCCAUUCGUCGGAUUGGUCCCCGCGGGCAUCCAGGGUCUUGCCAAUGAAUACCCCGAAGUCCAACAGCUGAUCCUCGACCAAAUCAAGCCCGAGAAAUUGGCGGAUUUCAAUAAAACCCAAACCAUGUGUCUCGCCGGUGACGCGCUGCAUUAUCUCGGGAAAGAUAUCUACUCAUACACUAAGAACCCGGAUAUCUUCAACGACCCGGUAGCCCAGAAGGUGAUCAAGGCGAACGCAAUGGGUCAACACAUCCCUACUAUUCCAUUGAUGGUGUAUAAAUCCGUCGGGGAUGAGGUCAGUCCGGUCAAGGACACCGAUGACUUGAUUACGAAGUACUGCGGUGGUGGCUCGGACGUGGAGUAUAAGCGUGAUCUGCUCUCGGAGCAUGGGUCUAUGGCCGUAAUUGGGUCUCCGGAUGCGAUUAUCUGGCUGAAUGAUCGGUUCAAUGGGGUUCCUGUGCACAAGGGAUGUACGAAGACGACCAAAUUGACGAGUCUGACUGACCCCAAGGCGAUUGCGGCCAUGGGCGAGGAGAUUAUUGCUAUCUUGAAGGCAUUUUUAAAUGGGCCGAUUGGACCGGAUAUUGUUGGUUAG
Molecule: messenger RNA, 1356 nt
Organism: Aspergillus tanneri
Lineage: Eukaryota; Fungi; Ascomycota; Eurotiomycetes; Eurotiales; Aspergillaceae
Exons: 1
Coding region: 1-1356 (451 amino acids)
Biological process (GO): lipid catabolic process
Molecular function (GO): triacylglycerol lipase activity
Source: RefSeq, a predicted model, not a curated record